Molecule: messenger RNA, 1521 nt
Organism: Trifolium pratense (red clover)
Lineage: Eukaryota; Viridiplantae; Streptophyta; Magnoliopsida; Fabales; Fabaceae
Product: protein ANTAGONIST OF LIKE HETEROCHROMATIN PROTEIN 1
Exons: 2
Coding region: 145-1365 (406 amino acids)
Cellular component (GO): PRC1 complex; ESC/E(Z) complex
Molecular function (GO): chromatin binding
Source: RefSeq, a predicted model, not a curated record
GUUUUUUUUGGUUACAUAAUAACAUUAAAUUCAACUUAACUUGGGUAACUAAAUUAACUCCUCCUGGUAUUUAUAUGUUUCUCUUCUUCUUCUUCACUCUCUAGUACCCUGCUCAAUCCAUAAUUAGAAACACUGAAUCAAUCAAUGGCACCCCUCCAGAAGAAAUUAAAGAAGACAAAGAAGACCAAUAAAAACAAACAAGUGAGCUUGGUUGUCCCUGUUGAACCCAAAACCAACGACACCGAUUGGUGGGACUCUUUCUGGCACAAAAAUUCUACUGCCCCAGGAUACUCAGUACCUAAUGAUGAGUCACAAGGGUUUAAGUAUUUCUUUAGGGUGUCAGAGACAACAUUUGAAUACAUAUGUUCACUUGUGAGGGAGGAUCUCAUUUCAAGGCCUCCAUCAGGGCUUAUCAAUAUUGAGGGAAGGCUUCUUAGUGUUGAGAAACAGGUUGCUAUUGCUCUUAGAAGGUUAGCAUCGGGUGAAUCUCAAGUCUCGGUUGGAGCUUCUUUUGGUGUUGGUCAGUCGACGGUUUCUCAGGUGACUUGGAGAUUCAUUGAAGCACUCGAGGAACGUGCCAAGUGUCAUCUCAGUUGGCCGGAUUCCAAUAGAAUGCAGGAAAUCAAGGUUGGUUUUGAAGCGGCGUAUGGUUUGCCUAAUUGUUGUGGUGCCAUUGAUGCAACACACGUCAUGAUGACACUUCCGGCUGUUCAAACUUCGGAUGAUUGGUGUGAUCAAGAAAAGAAUUACAGCAUGUUGAUACAAGGAAUUGUUGAUCAUGAAAUGAGGUUCAUUGAUAUUGUCACAGGUUUGCCUGGUGGCAUGACAUUUUCAAGAUUAUUGAAAUGUUCGGCUUUUUUCAAACUCUCGCAGAAUGGGGAGCGUUUGAAUGGAAAUGUAAGAAAUUUAGGCGGAGACGUGAUAAGAGAAUAUGUUGUUGGCGGGUGCAGUUAUCCUCUUCUUCCGUGGCUUAUGACGCCCUAUGAAAUUAACGGCGUAUCAGAUUCACAGUCCACUUUUAAUCACAAACAUGAAGCUGCAAGACUACUUGCAGUGAAGGCAUUUUCGCUGUUGAAGGGGAGUUGGAGAAUCCUUAGUAAGGUUAUGUGGAGACCUGAUAAGAGUAAAUUGCCCAGCAUUAUCUUGACUUGUUGUUUGCUUCAUAAUAUAAUUAUUGACUGUGGAGACACCUUAGAUCCGGAGGUUGCAUUGUCUGAUCAUCAUGAUUCAGGAUAUCGAGAACUGUAUUGCAAGCAAGUUGAUCCUUCAGGAAGGACCAUGCGAGAAAAUUUGGCCAAGCAUUUACAACAUGGUAUGCAAUUAGAUGCUCUUGGUACUUCUGCUACCUCUGUUCAUCUUAUUUAGAAUAUAUGACUUUUGGCCUCGGCAUUCUGUUGUUGAACUUGGAGAGUUUCUUUUUUUUUUUGGUUGAGAGUUGCGAUUAAGUAAAGCUUCUCUUAUCCGCUUGUUUUUAGUGAAUGUUAAUUAUUGUUAUUAUUGGAAGAAAUGUUGUUGUGCAUA